This is a messenger RNA of Homalodisca vitripennis (glassy-winged sharpshooter), 694 nucleotides long. RefSeq lists its product as uncharacterized. The record is from RefSeq and is a predicted model, not a curated record. Lineage: Eukaryota; Metazoa; Arthropoda; Insecta; Hemiptera; Cicadellidae. Bases 118 to 627 code for a protein of 169 amino acids. The transcript has a single exon.
AAUCAGAGGAAUGAAGUUCAAGAAAUCAAUUCAAAUACACCAGGGUGGAGGUCCUUGGACGAUGAAGAACAAAAAUCUUUGGAUCAAGAGGAAGCAGGCGAAGAAGAAGAAGUUGUAAUGAAUAUUUUGAGUAACACGUCGAAUAUUACAUGUGAUAUUGUAGAAUAUAUUGCUGGAUAUGUUGUAAGUAAGCUUAAAACUGAAAUUGUUUGUUGUGAGUGCGUGGAACUUUUGGUAGGCAACGUUUCGUGUUCUCAAAGUUUGGUUAAAUGUAAAAAUAGGGGGGGUUUAGUGCAACCGUCAAAGGCUGUAGAAAAGCUCUGUUUAAUUGCCGAGUCUGUUGUUAAGUUUAAUUUGAACAAAGGAGACAUCACUUCAAUCAAAAAUUUAACUGAAAAGAUGACGUCAUCAGUAAUGAAGAAAUGUAUAGGAAUGGAUUUGUUUCCAGGGGACCAUUUCCUUGACAAUGGCCCCGAACAAAGCCAUUAUGUAAUUCUUAUAAAGGCAAUAGCUAAGAAAUAUUUUAAGUUGAGACUACAUCAUUUUUCAAAGAAAUUCAAUGAAUCAAUACACAAAACCAAACUUAGAAAUUAUCUCUUGAAAACAGUAACGUUCAUGGGGCAAUAGUUGGUUCAUUGAAUUUUAAAGUGUUCAAGUUUUUCACUUGUAUUUCAUUUUUUGUCUUUUGUUUUGU